Vollenhovia emeryi is the source of this 1112-nucleotide messenger RNA. RefSeq lists its product as uncharacterized. The record is from RefSeq and is a predicted model, not a curated record. Bases 196 to 843 code for a protein of 215 amino acids. The transcript has 2 exons. NCBI's taxonomy places the organism in Eukaryota, Metazoa, Arthropoda, Insecta, Hymenoptera, Formicidae.
UGCCUUCUCGAGUACCGGGGGGUUCUCGCAUACCUGGCAGCGGUUCUCAUCGCUCGCGGAACGAGCACCGCCGGAGUACGUUCCGCGCUCUCGCACGAAUUUCCCCGGCCGCCCGACGGUUCUUAUGCAACGGAACUGUUUCGGAAACGGAAUGGAACCGAAAUCUGACCGAUAUAAGUCCAGAAACUUUUGCAAAUGUACAGUAACUUAUGUACAUACAACGAAUUAACGCCGUAUGACGAUCGCGUCGAGUCCUCGAACUUCGUUCCUCGAUUUGCCCUCGAUCGAUGCCUCGUUGAUUUGAAUUGGCCGACACUGGUCGUCUCAUUCGUCGAGCCGGCGGGAAGGCGGAUCGGAGCGCGACAAGGGAAAUCAAUAACGGCCAACGUAAUCGAAGCGACGGCGGGCGGCGCGGCUGGAAUUUCCUACGUCUCGAGCGCCCGCGUGUUCCAGAACGUUCCACGGAGCGUCCGUCGAUCCGCGCCCAGUGCGCGCGAUCGCGCUACGAUCUCGGAGAGAUCGGCGACCGUGAGUCAUCGAAAUUCGAAAUUCCCCGGGAAUUGCCAACCGCUGCCUAGCGGUGAAAAAGACGACCGUCUCAGACGUGGCCUUUAUAUCGGUAAAGGCAGACACGGGACACGGGGCUCAAGACGCGAGUCGUACACAGCCGACGACACAGAGCGAGCCGGAAGACGCAGAUUUCCCGCGAAUAACUCAGACAAUGACACAGUAGGCGCCAGUCCUCUCGCGAUGGAAAACUCCAUUCGUGGAGUCAUUGGCGUAAGCAAUUCUAUAUACGUUGCAAUGGUGCGGUAUAUAUCAUCACGUUCCUUUUCUCGUUAAUUCCACAAAAGGCAAAAUCACGGAAAAGAGCACGAGAGUAAAAGGUGUUCAUCUUUAAGAAUCCUUACAACAUGAUUGAAAAUUUCCGUCCCUGUUAUUUUAUGCACGAAAAUAUAGUGAACAAUUGUCAAAAGGUUCCUUUUAAAAAAAAUAAUGUUUGCACGCAUGAAGUUAUAUACAAAAGUUACUUCUGCACAAUAAACAUGGAAAUCAACUCUUUCGAUUAUAUUCAAUUGUUCGCUGUCAACAACGCGGUUCUUAAAAUAGAA